UUUUAACAUGCUAUAAUAAAUUAUCUAUAUGGUAUUUUGAGCUAGAACUUUAGGUACUCUGGGGACACCAAAGUUUUUUUUUUACAUCUUUAUAAAGUCUUGUGAAAUGUCCCCUUUAAGAGUCAAAUGUGUGGAUGUGCUGCAGUGUAGUGUUUCUUGGUCUGAUUGUAUGACAAGUAGUCACAGAAAUAAACUGUAGACAAAUAAUUCAUUAAAUUCAUCUUAUUUGCAUUUGUAAAAUUAUCACACAGUGCUUUGGCGUUUUCAAGAGUUCAAAAAGUCAUGUUUGUGUAUGUCUGCAAAAUGCAUUUACUUGUCUUUGUGGACAUGAAAAUGAUGCAUGUGUUUUUCUUUGAUGUGGUGGGGGCACAUGGAUGCUACACUCCUAUGUCUCUCUCUCUCUCUCUCUCUCUCUCUCUCUCUCUCUCUCUCUAUCUCUGACUAUGUGUCUCUUUCUUGCUGUGAAACCUGAUCUAGAGGCCAAAUUUAGCGGUGCUCAGUAAGCGGUCAGGGCCCAAGACAGAUGGGACAGCCGGCCACUUUGCAGCCACAGUUUAACACUCAAGCCGGCUCACCUAAGAGCAGUCCGACAAAGAAAACAAGAAACUCAGAAAGAGGGAAGAAAAAACCCACAACUCCUUGACUGAAAGAGCCACUGCUUUUUCGUUUUCUGGCAUAACGAACUUUAGUAAAACUGGAAACCUCCGACAGAGACGGACGUUUGCAGAAACUGACUUAAGGAUGCAGGACGGAGGCUGGAAUGACACAGUCCCCCUUUCUCUGCUGAAAGACCCCCUGGAGGGCACGGCUUCGGGAACAUCUCUUGACGGCGUGGCUUACUUUGACCCUAUGGCUGAUAUGGAAAGUGGGGAUGGGGACUUUCCAGAACUUUCUGCUUUCCUGAGCCAAGACGAGAUCAACCUCAGUUUGGACUUAGCCCAAAAGGCCAUGAGUGACGCAGGAGACCCAGAUGACCUAGAUGAACCCCCAGUCCCCACAGAGCACCUUCCCCUUUACUCAGAAACCAAAGACCACACCCUCCCAGAUUCGGUGUUAACUGAAACGUCUCAGUCAGCCGAUACGACAGCAGGUAAAGCCACAUCCAAUCAGAACGUGCAGCUCAGCAGGCCUAGUCAGCCACCUGAAUCACCUGAAAAGUUUUUCUGCCAAAAGUCCAUCACACCAGUAUAUAAGCAAGACCGUCCCCGGCUAGUCCACGGAGGUCUGGAGCUCAACGAUCGAGCCGCCUCGGCCACCGAGUUCUGCAGCCGAGCUGCCACCUUCAUCGAGGAGCUCUCAUCCAUCUUCAAAGGCUCCACACGUGUGGAUCACCAAGGUGAUGAGGACUCCUCUUCACCCGACAGCGGCUAUUUGUCUCCAAAGAGCCACCGGCUGGGUGUACAACAAGCUCAGCCACCUUCAUCAUCUUCUUCCUCUUCAGAGCCCCAGCAGGAGCAGCUGGUGUUGGGUCAUAUGGCUGAUCUUCAGGGGCGAGAGGAUAGUCUAGAUGGGCCCAUGGCUCCUCCACGCUUCACCCAGAAACUAAAGAGUCAGGAAGUGGCGGAGGGUAGUCCUAUACGUCUGGAAUGCCGGGUGACUGGGAACCCCCUUCCGUUAGUCAGGUGGUUUUGUGAGGGGCGGGAGCUGCAUCAUUGCCCUGAUAUUCAGAUCUGUCGUGAUGGUGACCUGCACACUCUGGUGAUCACUGAAGCAUUUGAGGACGACACUGGCAGGUACACCUGUGUGGCAUCUAACGCACUAGGAGCAGACAACACCUCUGCAGAGGUCUACAUUGAAGGUGCAUCCUCUUCAGAUUCAGAAAGUGAAGGAACAGUGUUGAAGUCUAGGUCUGGAGUCAUGCCACAGGCGCAGAAGAAAACGACCUCCGUUUCCUUGACGAUACACACAGCAUCACCAAAGAGCCCAGAUAUCCAUCCUCAUCGCUCCACGCUGGUCCAGCCUCUUUCUGUUACACCACAGAGAGUUCAGAGCCCAGUUUCUUCUAUUUACGCUGGUGAUGCUCUACAUAAAGCGCCCCCUAGCUUCACUAAGAUGUUGCAGGAUGCACAGGCAUCUGAAGGUCAGGUGGUGGUUCUGGAGUGCCGGGUUAGAGGAAGUCUUCCUCUGAAGGUCCAGUGGUCUCGGGAGGGCCAGGAGAUUCAAGACUCUCCUGAUUUUCGUAUUCUGCAAAAAAAGCCAAGGUCCGCAGCGGAACCCGAGGAAAUCUGUACUUUGGUGAUUGCCGAAGCGUUUCCUGAAGAUGGAGGUCUGUUCUGCUGCACUGCCACCAACCAAUAUGGUUCGGUGAACAGCAACGCACAACUAACCGUCACCCCAGCCGGUGAAGAGUUGCCCAGCAAUGGUGUUACUGGGGAAGAUAAUGUGUUUGAGGACAGCCAACCAUUCCCACCACCGCCUCCUUCUCCUCCACCCACUGAGAUUAGUUUGUUAGAAGUCCCACCCAAAACUCCGCCCAGUGCCGAGGCCUUCCGGAUCAACGAACUGGACAUCUGGCCCAAUGUCACAGCGAUGCCCGUUCAGGUCUCCACAGAUAACGGCCAAGAAAGCCAAACCAACCAGCCAUUACACAAUGGUCAGGCUUUAAACAAGACAUCAGAAGAAAGUCUACCGUCACCUUCAAGUGUAAAGGAAACAGCUCCUUCUCCACCAUCACCUUCAGUAGCGAAAGGUGUCCCACCUCUCCCAACCAAACCCAAACCCAAACUAUCAAGCGAGCAAGCAGACGACUUUUCGAACGAAAGAAACGCAGCACAGCUGAAGCAGCUUCAAGAUCAGAUCCUUCUAGAGCAGCAGCAACAACUCGAUCAGGAGGUUUCCCCUCCUCAGCAACCUUCACAGGAAGUCCCGCCUCCAUCUCCGCCUCUCCCACCCCCUCCCUCCUUUCAGGAGCUGGAGAGCAGCACCAUGCAGACAAGCACCUUCAACUACGCCCGACCCAAGCAGUUCAUCGCUGCCCAGAGCCCCACAACAAGCGGUGUGCCGCUGGGAUACAGCACCCAGUCUUCUACCUCUUCGGGCUCCAACCUGUCCUCUCCAUUAUCCCCCACGACGUCCCACAAGCCAUUCGGCCGCAUAACUCUUCCACCCUUCCAACAGCAGUCGCUACUGACUAAAGCGAGCAGCGUGGAGUCUCCAGGGUCUCCUUCCUUCCCUCCACCUCCUCCUCCAUUUCUCAGCUCCAGCAAUCUGUCCUCUCCUUCUGGCUUGCAGCAAGACUUCCCACCACCUCCUCCACCACCUCCUCCACCUGUCACAUCCAGCCCCGCCCGCUCGGAUAACUCUUCCCCCUUCACGCUCACUCCCACAUCACCAGCGGGAUUUCUGGUAUCGGUUCUCCCAUCUUCACCUCCUCCACCACCAGUUAAUGCAUUGGGGUUGCCCAAGGGUAAUGGCACAAUAGCACUGCCGCGUAAAACCACACCCCGGACGCAUCGCAUCAUCUCCGAUUCAGACAUCCAGGGCUCCAAAGAUGCAGUCAUACAAGACCUGGAGAGAAAACUGCGUUUUAAAGAGGAGCGACUCAGCAAUGGGCAACAGAGGUUAACCUAUGAGGAGAAGAUGGCUCGCAGGCUGCUGGGUGCUGACAAUGCUGCCACAGUGUUUAACACGCAACAGCAGGUGGAGGAGGAGCCAAUUACACAGGAAGGGAACUCGGCUGACUCAGAUUCUGUCCCUCAAAAGGAGUAUAAAGUGUCCAGCUUUGAGCAGCGGUUGAUCAGCGAGAUCGAGUUUCGUCUGGAGCGCUCGCCUGUCGAAGAAUCUGACGAUGAUGUUGAGCAUGACGAAGACGCCCCGGGAGAGACGGUCGCACCUUUCUUCGAUCAGAAGCUUAAGCAUUACAAGGUGUUCGAAGGCAUGCCUGUGACCUUCAGCUGCAAGGUCAUCGGAGACCCAAAGCCAAAGGUUUACUGGUUUAAGGAUGGAAAGCAGAUAUCGAAGCGCAGCGAGCAUUACCGUAUAAGUCGGGAGCCCGAUGGCACGUGCCUCCUGCACACGGCUGCUGCCUCGCUGGAUGAUGAUGGAAAUUAUACUAUCAUGGCCGGCAACCCAGCGGGAAGAGUGAGCUGUACUGGCAGGAUGAUGGUCCAGGCUGUGAACCAAAGAGGGAGAAGUCAGCGCUCAACACCUGGACACAUCCGCAGACCCCGCUCAAGGUCCAGAGAUAGUGGUGAUGAGAACGAGAACAUUCAGGAACGUCACUUUCGCCCCCACUUCCUGCAGGCCCCCGGUGACCUCAUCGUGCAGGAGGGCAAACUCUGUCGCAUGGACUGCAAGGUAAGCGGAUUGCCGACACCUGACCUUAUCUGGCAGCUGAAUGGCCAGACCAUCCGUCCAGACUCAUCCCACAAGAUGCUGGUGCGCGAGAACGGAGUUCACUCAUUGGUCAUCGAGCCUGUCACUAGCAGAGAUGCAGGCGUGUACACGUGCAUUGCCAGCAAUAGGGCUGGACAGAACUCUUUCAAUCUAGAGCUUAUUGUUGCAGCCAAAGAGAUGCAUAAAACCCCAAGUUUCAUUGAGAAACUCCAAAACACGAGUGUGGCUGAGGGUCAUCCCGUCCGUCUGGAGUGUCGUGUGUCUGGAGUCCCAUUCCCACAGAUAUUCUGGAAGAGAGAGAAUGAGUCCCUCACUCACAACACGGAUAGGAUAAGCAUGCACCAGGAUAACUUCGGUUACCUCUGUAUGAUCAUCCAGCCGGCGCUGAAGGAAGAUGCAGGCUGGUAUACAGUUUCAGCUAAGAAUGAAGCUGGCAUCAUCUCCAGUACAGCACGUCUCGACGUACAUGCCCAGUGGCAGCAGACUCACACCCCAAAACCCAAGAAGGUACGUCCAUCAACAAGCCGCUACGCCGCUCUCACAGAACGGGGUCUGGACGUGAAAGCGGCCUUCUUCCCCGAUUCCAGUCCUCUUCUUCCUGGCACCCUAGUGGAGAGUGAUGACCUGUAAAUACUAAGAGGAUCUGACCUUUGAACCCUGAUCCCUGAUUUCAUCACCAACGUCCAGUUUACUCGAUAAUCCCCACCCAUUUCCCAACAUGAACCUCUUGCUGUUUUCUUAACGGGGGUUGGAUUGGAGGAGAAAAGCGAUUGGAUGACUUUAAUAGUCAUUCAUUUAUUCAGUCUGAGUGAUGGGAGGAGAGCCGAUCAGCAUCUACUCAGCGAUUUUGCUUUGUGAUAUUUAACAUCGGUCCUGAGGAAAAGAGAAGAAAUAGUCCAUUUACUCGGUACAUAUACUCGAAUUGUGUUUUGAGGGGAAGUGGGUGCUUAAGUGAGGUUGUGACUUAUUGGUUCGUGACGCACUUAACAUUAACAUACUGUACCUGCUUUUAGACACAAAAACAAGCACAUACACAAGCACAUGCUUUAAGGAAGGAGGUAGUAAACUGAAGAUCACCUUGUUUAAUCAUCUCUUUAUUUUCACAAGUGCCUAAUAAUUUUUAUUGACAUUAAAAUACAUCUAUUCAAAUGAAUACUGCAUGUUACUACAGUGCCAACAUGUAACACUUUUUUAAUGUAUUUAGUUAAUAUGCUUUAGAUUAGAUCUAUUUAUGAAAAGCUGGAGGAAGUGGUUUCUUUCCAGCACAGGAAGUUGGACUUUUUGGGGGUUCUCUAAAAGCGAGGGGUGGGGGUUUUUAGGGGUUAAACUGAAUAUAAGAGCACACCUUAAGCUGCAUGGACCCGAUUGUCGUCUUUGAAACGACGAAAGAAAUCCUUAAUUAUAGUAAUCAGCUUUAUUUGUCAUCCGCCGUGUUGACGGAUGCACACUGCCGUAGAUAUCUGCUGUGUCUGGAUCUCAGCACAAGUCCAGAGAUGUUGCACAAGGCCGGGCCUUAAUGAUAUUUUCCCACCCCUUCUUUUGUUAGAUUUUUAGGAGCGAUUAAGAGGAAGCUGAUAUGUCAUUAACGUAAGUUGCAAAAUUGCAGAGUUGUAGCAGAAUGACAGGUUGGGACAAAUGCAGAUGUUUGUUGUGUUUCCAUGGAAAUGGGAGCGAUGGGAAAUAAGUACGAUGGAAGGAUGCAGAGCUGUACAGUGGAGGGAAUGGUUGCGAAUUAAGACGAGAAGUUUAUACAUGUAUUUUAAUGGUGACGGUGCAUGAAAUGAACAGAUGGUAUUUGCGAGAGGCUUUGGUUUUCAGGUUUGGAAUUACAGAGGAGAACACACUAUGUGAUUCUUAAUAGCAAUGGAAAAUUUAGGAAAAAUUUAUAUUCUGUCUUAUUCAAACACAUACUGUUGUGCAAUCAAGAAUCAAAUGUUGAAAUGACUUCCAUCAUCUCACAGACACUUGCAACAUAUAUAAAUAUCAUAAAAUAUAUACAAAUAAGACUUUGAUUACAUGUUUUAUUUCUUACACUGCUGUUUUGUUCUUGAAAUAGACAAAGCAGAUAUUAGGGGGCUCUUAUUCUGCAAUAUUUCUGUUUUUCAAGCCAACCUGUGCCUGUAUACAGACCGUUUUCUUUAUUCUGUAUUUGGUUUAUGAAUAGUAACAUAAAUAAAAGUCUCUGAAAGUAUUAAA
Molecule: messenger RNA, 6531 nt
Organism: Misgurnus anguillicaudatus (oriental weatherfish)
Lineage: Eukaryota; Metazoa; Chordata; Actinopteri; Cypriniformes; Cobitidae
Gene: palld
Product: palladin, cytoskeletal associated protein
Molecular function (GO): protein kinase activity
Source: RefSeq, a predicted model, not a curated record